AUGACACCAUCCUUUUGUACUUGUAUAUCAUCAAACUCACUCAAAAACUCGUUUUUAGUGCGCAGAGUACAACCCCAUCGAAGCUCCAAGGUACAACCCAACCCAAUCUCUCCUACCUCCUACUCCCAGCCGUUUUCUCCUUCUCCUUCUCCUUCUCCUUACUCAAGCUCGCAAGCUCCUCGACUAACUUCCUCUCUUCUCCACUCAACCUCUUUGGAAUCUCCACCUGCACUUUCACCAGCUGAUCCCCUCUCAUAUUCCGUUUAUUCAAAAACGGGACCCCCUUUUUCGCCAUCACAAGCGUCGUCCCCGGCUGCGUGCCAGCCGGGAUUUUCAGGUCAACCUCGGGACUUUGACCGUAGUCCCGAGAAUCGCGUCAGUGUACGAAACUCUACACGUGUAAAGAAUAUUCGUAUCUUCCCUUUUCAAAACCGGGUCUUUCCGAACUUCAAUCACCACAAACAAAUCGCCCGGCGGGCCUCCCCGGAGGCCCGCGUUCCCUUCCGACCGGACUCGGAGGCGGCUGCCGGAGUCGACUCCGGCGGGCACUUUGAGGCUAAUGCGUUUGGUUUUGCGGAGGCGGCCGUUGCCGGAGCAGGCGGGGCAAGGGGUGGAGGUCUCGCCGGAGCCGGAGCAAGUGGGACAGGUGGCAACUUGCUGGAAGACGCCGAGUGGGGUUCGGGCGGAGGACACGACUUGGCCCUGGCCGCCGCAGGCAGAGCAGCGGGAGGGUUUGGUGCCGGGUUUGGCGCCGGAGCCGGCGCAGGUGGGGCAGGAAUCGAGUCGGGAGAUUUCGAUUUCUUUCUCGAUGCCGAAAACAGCGUCUUUGAAAUCGAGGACGAGGGUGUAGACUUGGUCUUCGCCUUCGACGGCUCGGGUGCGGCGGCCGCGGCCGCCGCCACCGCCCAUGCCCAUGCCCAUGCCGCCGCCCAUGCCUUCGAAGAGGGACUCGAAGAGGUCGAACGG
Messenger RNA from Striga asiatica, 966 nucleotides. The record is from the annotation of a GenBank genome assembly. Lineage: Eukaryota; Viridiplantae; Streptophyta; Magnoliopsida; Lamiales; Orobanchaceae.